UCUGUAGCUCAGUGUCUCCCGGCAGGCUGCUCAUGACGAGCGACGAGAGAGGAGAGAGAUGAAGUAAACUCGGACUUUUUCCCCCGUUCAAACCGAAAAUAAAAGGAAAGCAACUGUUAUUUGCUCUGCUGAGCGGCUACAUGGAGCUUGUUUUAUAAGUGCUGUACUCAGAGAGCGAGGAGACAUUUCGUCGGGUUUUUAAAGACUUUUGGCUGCUGGAGGGAAGUUUAAAUCCCGGUGCUGGUCGGAGGAAAGUAUUUCGCCGUCCUGCACUGAUCUCCGCUCAGCAGCAUGUCAGACAAGUGCUGCGCGGCGUAACCAGUCCAUCCAGCUCGACGGGGAGUCACGACGGCUGCUUCACUGACUUCCAGGUAAACCGCCAACCAGGUUUGCCGCACUUCCGAAGUUUCCCCGAAGCGGCCACUUGGACAAUAAUGGCUGGUUUGAGCAAUGUCCAUAUGAAAACCCUGGAGGACCUGACGCUGGACUCGGGCUACGGGGCGGGGGACUCCUGCAAAUCCCUCAGCCUGUCCUCCUCCAAGUCCAACUCGCAGGCCUUCAUGACGGCCCCUCACCGGGGAAACUGGUGGUACUACUCCGGCUCCAUGAACAGCCGGAACAACAGCUGGGACACCGUCAACACUGUCCUGCCCGAAGACCCGGAGGACAUCUUCUCCAAGUGCCCCCGCUUACCUGACUUGGAAGAGUUCCCCUGGACGGAGGAGGAGGUGGCCAAGAUCCUGCGCAAAGUGGCCGAGAGUGGGAGCGUGAAAUGGGGGCCUCCACCUGUGUUCUCCCCGGAGGCCGUGAGGCGGCUGUCCUCUCUCCUCCGCAGGGCUCUGAUACGCAUCUCCAGAGAGGCUCAGCGGCUCAGUGUCAUGCACUGCCGCUGCACACGCUUCGAGGUGCAGAGCGCCAUGAGGCUGGUGCUCAGCUGGGCUCUGGCCGACCACUGCGUCUCUGCCACGGUCAAGGCGAUCUCCAUGUACAGUAUGAGCGCCGGCGAGCUGCUGAGGAAAGGCAAGUCCGCCCGCUGCGGCCUCUCCUUCUCCGUGGGACGCUUCUUCCGCUGGAUGGUGGACACCCGCAUCUCCGUGCGCAUCCACGAGUACGCAGCGAUAUGCCUGACUGCAUGCAUGGAAGCUCUGGUGGAGGAGAUAGGAGCCCGGGUGCUGAUGGCCGAGAGGGGUCAUUCAGGGCCGGAUUCGGGGUCAGGAUGCGCCCCGGUGAGUGCAGAGGCCCUGGAGGGGGUGGUGAACAAUGACGCGGAGCUGUGGGGAGUCCUGCAACACUACGAGCACCUGAUCUGCGGGAAGAACGCCAAUGGUGUUCUGUCUCUUCCGGCCCAUUUCAGUCCCUACACAGAGAACCAGCAGACAUCUGUGGACAGCAGGGAGGAUGCUUAUGCCCAACUGGAGCUGAGGACACUGGAACAGUCCCUGCUGGCUACCUGUGUGGGCAGCAUCUCUGAACUCAGUGACUUGGUAUCCCGUGCGAUGCAUCACAUGCAGCGUCUGAGUUCAGUACGUCCAGGGUUGAGCCCUGCCCGCCAUGCCCGUCCCCAACAGCCCGUGUCCUGGUCGCCUGACGCCCUCCACACCCUUUACUACUUCCUGCGCUGCCCACAAAUGGAGUCCAUGGAGAAUCCCAACUUAGAUCCCCCACGCAUGGCACUUAGCAAAGAGAGGCCAUUUCUGUUGCUGCCACCUCUGAUGGAGUGGAUGAGAGUGGCCAUAGUCCAUGCUGAGCAUCGCAAGAGUCUAUUGGUGGACAGCGAUGAUGUCAGACAGACCGCCAGGCUUCUACUCCCGGGACUGGACUGUGAGCCAAGACAGCUGAAGCCUGAGUGUUGCUUUAGCUCCUUCAAGCGUCUGGACUCCAAAGCUGCCACGGAUAAGUUCCACCUAGAUUUGGGUUUUCGGAUGCUCAACUGUGGUCGCACAGAUCUCAUCGGUCAAGCCAUCGAUCUGUUGGGGCCAGACGGGGUCAACAGCAUGGACGACCAGGGUAUGACCCCUCUGAUGUAUGCCUGCGCAGCUGGAGAUGAGGCCCUUGUCCAGAUGUUGAUCGAUGCUGGGGCCAACCUUGAUGUAGCGGUUCCACCGUGCUCCCCAAAGCACCCCUCUGUGCAUCCCGAUAGCCGACACUGGGCAGCUCUCACCUUUGCAGUGUUGCAUGGCCACAUCUCCGUAGUGCAGCUCCUGUUGGAUGCAGGGGCCAGUGUGGAGGGGGCCGCAGUCCGCAAUGGUCAGGAGAAUACGGCAGACACCCCGUUGCAGCUGGCUUCAGCAGCAGGCAACUAUGAGAUGGUGAGUUUGCUCCUGGCACGAGGCGCCGACCCCUUAUCUAAGACCCAUGAUGGAAAUGCCCUGACAUCAUCCCUCUAUGAAGACAUGAACUGCUUCAGUCAUGCUGCUGCGCACGGACACAGGAACGUGCUGAGAAAGCUACUGACUCAGCCCCAGCAAAUCAAAGAGGAUGUCCUGUCUCUGGAGGAGAUCUUAGCUGAGGGGGUGGAAGAUGAGGUUGCUGGGAUGUGCCCUUUCCUCCCCCUCUCCCCUCUUCCAACCACUCCCAACGGUCCUGCAGCCAUGCAAGAGGUUGGCAUACCAAGGCUCUGCAAAGCCAGGAUGAAGGCUCUGCAAGAAGCAAGCUACUACAGCGCUGAACAUGGCUACCUGGAUGUCACCAUGGAGCUGCGUGCUAUGGGUGUGCCGUGGAAACUACAUGUGUGGCUGGAGUCUCUUCGUUGUGCCCAGCAGCAGUCCAGAGCAGGGGUCACCCUCUCCCUCCUCAGGGAGUUCGCCACAAUCCGAGAAGAGGACUACUGUGAGGAGUUGGUCACCACAGGCCUGCCGCUUAUGUUCAAUAUCUUGCGUACCACCAAGAAUGAUGCCAUUAUACAGCAGUUGGCAGCUAUUUUUAGUCACUGUUUUGGCCCAGCACCCCUUCCUGCCGUUCCCGAAAUGAAGGCAACUCUUUCAGCACAGUUGGACCCUCAUUUCCUGAAUAACCCAGAGAUGUCAGAUGUGACAUUUGUGGUGGAGGGGAAACCAUUCUAUGGACACAAAGUUCUACUGAUUACUGCUUCUGACAGAUUCAAGUCUCUGCUGGCGUCCUCUGGAACAGAUGGAAGCCCCAACAAGGAGAUUGAGAUCAGUGAUGUCAAGUACAACAUUUUCCAGAUGAUGAUGUCAUACUUGUACUGUGGAGGAACAGAGUCGCUGAAAACUAAUGUGCCUGACUUGUUGGAGCUGCUGUCAGUUGCUUGUCAGUUUCAGCUGGGGGCUCUACAAAGACACUGUGAACUCAUCUGCUCUCAGCACAUCAACCUGGAUAAUGCAGUCAGCAUCUACAAGACAGCCAAGGCGCACAGUUCAGUGGAGCUGGGCUCAUUUUGUGAAGGGUACUUCUUGCAGCAGAUGCCUGCCCUGCUGGAAAAAGAGGGCUUCAGGAGCCUGCUGCUGGGACCCCCCGGAGUCCGACAAGGGAACAAUUCCAUGUCUACGCUGGCUCACAGUCGAGGUGACUCACCUCUGGAGGAGCUGGAGGCGACUCUGGCUCAACGGAUACGCUCUCUCUAUGUCACUUCUCGAGUCUGAGGACAACAUGGCAGAUGCUGCAGAGAGAGGACAAAAAUAAAUGGAAGAAUGUGGCAGUUGGAGCGGAAGUUUCAACUUAUUACCGAUACAGGAUUAGAUCUUCUGGAGCAAUCUAAAUACAGAUGUUUUCCUAGUAACAUCUGAUUUUGCUACUUCCAUAAUACUCUGACACUGGGGCGCAGAUCAGUGAGUAGUUUGGCAGCAGUUUGCUCUGUGGACAAUUCAGCGUUUCAUAUUUCAUGCCAAGCACUCCAUCCUGACAGUUAUUGUAAUGUACAGCAUGUUUAUGAGGAAGGAAAAAGGACGUGAUGCUUUUCUGCAAAGCUCAGGAAGCUUAAACAGAGAAGCAACAGAUGGAUGCAACAAGUGGCAACUCUGAAAAAUGAAACGACACUGCCCUCUAAUGGACAAAACAGGUAAAAUAAGUCAUUGCCUUGAGGAUUGGGAUCCGUGGCAGCCUCCUGGUUCUGACUGGAGCUUUGUAAAGUUACACUUGACUGAAGCAUCUGUUCAAGAAUCAAGUGAGGUGGUCAGGAUGGAGUUUUAAUAAUGCAGAGUGGGAGCGAGGAGUCGGCCUCUGUGCCUCCUACGUUGAUGUAAGCUUUGGAUUAACAAGUGUAUUUUCUUUUUAAAUGUAAUUGUGAUUUUAUUUUUGUUUUUUUUAAGUAAAGUAUGACCAGAGAAACAAAACACUUACUGAAGAGUGGGAUGGACAUUUUCUAUUUAAUGAGGAGAAAAAAGAUGUGAGUAUUUAAUAGGGGUGUUCCCUUUUUAUUUUGUUUUUAAUCCAAGCAAAUCAUUAAUAUUUUUUUUUAAAAAUGCUUCUGUUGUUUUUCCAGGUACACUCUAACAGUUUAUUAAGCUUGUGUAUGCUGAGGUUUAAUGCUUCUUCACAUGUACAUCAGCAACAGAUCCCAACAUGGGAUUUGGACAACAAAAACUGUUUUAAUGCUGAAUAUUCUAAUAAACCUGGUAAACAUA
Acanthochromis polyacanthus (spiny chromis) is the source of this 4583-nucleotide messenger RNA. RefSeq names its product ankyrin repeat and BTB (POZ) domain containing 2b (gene abtb2b). Bases 435 to 3602 code for a protein of 1055 amino acids. Gene Ontology annotation, molecular function: protein heterodimerization activity. Lineage: Eukaryota; Metazoa; Chordata; Actinopteri; Pomacentridae. The record is from RefSeq and is a predicted model, not a curated record. The transcript has 18 exons.